Molecule: messenger RNA, 4841 nt
Organism: Harpegnathos saltator (Jerdon's jumping ant)
Lineage: Eukaryota; Metazoa; Arthropoda; Insecta; Hymenoptera; Formicidae
Product: solute carrier family 22 member 21
Exons: 11
Coding region: 555-2294 (579 amino acids)
Biological process (GO): transmembrane transport
Cellular component (GO): membrane
Molecular function (GO): transmembrane transporter activity
Source: RefSeq, a predicted model, not a curated record
CUCUCAUGCGACGAUACGACCCGUGCCGUAUCCCAUGCGUGCGCGGUUUGUUGACCCAACUUUCAACAAUGAGCCAGAUAAGAAGCGGCGCGAAAAAAUGGCCACUCACCCGCCGAUGACGGCGGCUUUAAAACGCGCGACUUUCUGUCGUCCACCGCCGGUUGUCAGCUGCCACCGUCGUCAUCACCAUCAUCAUCAUCAUCAUCAUCGUCGUCGUUGUCGUCGUCGUCGUCGCUGUCGUCAUCAUCUGCUGCGUCCUCUUAUUCUCAUCUCACAUACACCUCCAUCCGCAGACUUUAACUUGUCGUCGUGUGACUAAGCGCUGCGUGGCUGACCGAGUUCUUUUUUCCUUUUUCUCUUUUCGCAAGUGCGUUGGACGCGCACGCGGUUAUACGCGAAUACAAGACAAAGCGGAACACAGCGGAGCGGAGCGGAGAGAAGCGCAGCGGCGGCAAGGCGGAGGGUUUGCAAUCGUAAACGAUCAAGCGAGUGCACGUGCUUUUCGUUCGCGAGUUCGUUGAUUUUUACACGUGAACGAGUGCAAGAACGCGUAUAUGCCUCGAUACGGUGCCGUCAUGGGUUCAAUGAACUUACUGGACAUAAAAGACGACAGCAUGCGAUUGUGUUGCUCGAGAAAGGACGAGGCCGACGAGCCGUCGGGACUCGAAAACGGAACACAAAUCUCAGUGGAGAAUGAUAUAGACAAAUUUGGACUCUAUCAAAUAACGAUGUUCGCUUUAAUUAGCCUGCCUUUGAUGUUCACGGCAGGAUUCACGCUUUCCUACGUAUUUACUGCAGGCGAAGUUAAAUACAGAUGUUUGGUGCCGGAAUGCGAGCAUCCAUGGAACGCAACGUUCAAUCCACCUUGGGUGAACGCUUCUGCACCGAAAACCAAGAAUGGAGACAUCUCGCGUUGUAUGCGUCACGUAGUGCGAAAUGACCCGGGUGUGUGCACAAUUAAUUCAUUUACGAAUGUGAGCCUCGACUGUGAUUCCUGGCUUUACGAUCGGACCGACAGUACGAUACUCAACGAGUGGGAGUUCACCUGCGACGCUAAUCGAUGGAAACUCACGCUGGUCGGUACGGUAAAUAACGUCGGUCAAUUCGUCGGCCUGAUAUUCGCUGGAUACAUAUCAGACAGGUACGGCAGACGAACCAUUUUGACGCUGGCAACGUCUCUGAGCGGGCUCAGUGGCAUGAUACAUUCCUACUCUGUGAAUUAUUGGAUGUUUCUCGCGUUCGAGUUCCUGGACGCCACCGCCGCGUCUGGAAUUUACAGCGCGGGAUUUAUUCUAGGAAUGGAGAUGGCGGGCGUGAAAAACCGGGUUCUCGGCAGUACUAUUAUUUGCUGUAUGUUUGCCGUGGGUGAAAUCCUGUUGGGACUAGUCGCAAGCUGGCUGAGAUCCUGGCGAAUGUUGCUCAGAGUCGUGUACGGUCCGGCACUGUUUGCCAUUUUCUUGCCUCUAGUCAUUCCGGAAUCGAUCAGGUGGCUACUAUCGAAGGGUAAGAACGACAAAGUGGAGGAAAUCUACUAUAAAAUGGCACGAAUGAACGGUCUGCAAGUGACGGAAGAAGCCAUGAACAUGUUUAAGGAACUGAACGUCGUUAAACCUGGAACGAAAAACGAACUGGUGAUGUCAGAUGAGAGAAAGCCGAUCAUGCAAGUUCUACAUAGCUCGGUCAUACUCAUCCGCUUGCUGGUCUGCUCGUUCUGCUGGCUCACAAACACGUUCGUUUAUUACGGAUUGUCAUUGAAUUCCGUGGCAUUCGCCGGGGAUAAGUAUACCAAUUUCAUGCUCGUCGCCGUGGUCGAGAUACCGGGGUACUUCCUCACCUGGCUGCUGACCGAUUACGUCGGCCGUAAAGCAACGCUCUCCGGCUCGUUCCUGCUGAGCGGGGCAUUCUGCCUCGCAAUCCAGUUCGUACCAGCAGCUGCCUCGACUUACGGGCCUUUACUUUUGUACAUGGCUGGGAAAUUGUGCAUCACCAUAGCGUUCGCCACGGUUUACAUUUACACGACGGAACUUUUUCCGACGACGAUGAGGCAUUCGCUACUGGGAAUUUGCAGCAUGACCGGCCGCGUCGGGUCAAUUUUAUCACCGCAGACACCUCUUCUGGCGCAAAUAAUGCCCGCGCUGCCGCUUAUCCUCUUCGGCGCCAUGGGUAUGGUCGCGGGAGUCCUGUCUCUGAUUUUCCCGGAAACUCUGGGGACAAAACUUCCGGAUACCGUGUGGGAAGCGGAAAACAUCGGCAAAGUGCAACUCAAACCGGACCCGCAAGAUAGUCGGUCUUAGGACGCCAUAGGACGCCGACGAGCGCAAGCGCUAAGAUGAAGCGUUAAGUCUUUCUACGGCAGAAGAGAAGGGCGGUAGCUUUUAAAAGUUUAUUCUGAUGACGCGCAUCCGCCUGCCGAGUAGUAUUACUGUUUAGAUCCUAGUCAGUUUAAUCAACGCUUAUUUUGACAGUAAAUAAUAGCUAAACACUGAAACUAGCCAGUCUCUAGGUAAUUGUUAACCUUCUAAGUCCGUGAGAUGACUAUAGUCAUCGCUGCAUUCCUCAGCAUCGCUCCUCAGAAAGCUAUACGAUGCUUUAAGGCAUUGCGAAGUUAUUCGCGAAGAUUUUCAUAAAGCAAUAUAUAUUUUUCUUUAUCUUUUUAUUCCAAUAUUUAAGUCUUUAUGUAUAAUUUUGUUUUGUAUAGAGAAUAUGCUCGACUUGCUGGGAAUUGGAGUUAAGGAAAAAUUCGUCCGCAAAGGGUUAAUGAACUUUUAAUCAGUUUUUAGAUAUUUAUUAUCAAUUUUAAAUUCUUGUCUUUAUUUUUAUCCCCAUUUUUAUUCCCACUUUUUAUCACUAAUGUAAUGUUAAAUGACUCGAACAUUUGUCGAUUCUCUUCAGGUAUUUAUAAUAGGAAUUCGACAACUAGUUAUAGUCGCCCGUUGAAUUUUGAUUAAGAGUAGCUAUCAAAGAGGAUUGGACAAUAAUGAAAAUAGUUAAUGUUUUAUCAGCUGUGUUUGUACAUUUAUACUUUUCUCUCCAUUCUUAUGUUUUGAUAUUUACCACAGUGGUUAGUUGUAAAGAAAAUCGCAUCGUAUAAACUAUCUAUUAAAAGUUAAAAUUACCUAUAUACUGGCUAAUAACCAAGCAGUUUUAGGUAAAUGUUCACAAAAGACGGCACAGAACUAUCUUAAUGAUAAACAUUAAUAACUUCUUAAUAAACAAUGAGCGGCUAAAAUCUUUUGAAAGUUACUCGGGAUAAUUUUGGUAAUGUCAAGGUCUAAGCCAUUACGAUUGUAAGUUUUUUGUGAACAUUUAUCCAGUUUUAUUUCAACAUAAUUUUUUACUCGCAGUUUAAUCGCCUAUAUCGUCUAGUAUAACCUAAACAGUGUAAAAAAAACUGAUCUUUUUUCCUUGUGAUCAAUUUUUGUCGAGAAUUUUUCUGCUCCAGCGACAUACCGCUAAACAAGAUACCGAGAUAAGGAGCAGGUCUUUCAUGGAACUCGAUACUCGAAAUAUGAUGCGGCAUAAUUGAUGUGACCCGCUUCGCGAUGCAUUUACCACAGCCACAGGAGCAUCAUCGCGCGCCUACAGCGACGCGCUCUCGCGAAUUUUAUCCCGUCUCCCGCGAUCUGGGCAAACACACGGCGUAUCCUGCGACGCAACUGUUUACCUUCCGCAAACGCUCGCCGCCAUCAUCUCAUUUGUCUUACUCUCCGCGUUUAUCCGCACGGAAGAAGGAUUAUAAUAUCCUUCAGUGAAGCCGCGCGAUAUCUCGAAGUCUACCGAGGUCUCUCCUGCGCUCGCACGCGUGCGCAUUAUGUGUGAGCUGUUUAACUGUGUUUAACCUGUUUAACCCUUUAACUGCUGAGAUAUUAAAUGACCAGUAUGACCCUCUUUGCUGAGUUAUUUUUACAAUUAUAAAAUAUUUUAUAAUUUGCUGAUGAUCCAGAUUUUCAUAAAUUCACAUUUCUAAAUUAAAAAAAAAUACCACACGCAAUACCACACACAUUGAAAGUUCAAAUCGAGUAAACUCGACCGUAGCAAGGCCGCCAUUUUUUUCCAUACUCGAGAUAUCUCGACCGUAGCAGUUAAAGGGUUAAUCUGCUACCCGCCACGCGGGUUACCGGCGCUGCGCCUGUUAGACUUUCCGUUCAGUAUCUUCAUUCGAUAUCUUCCCUCAUUAAAGGAGAUAACGGUCGGCAAAACGCGUGAAGCUUUUGGAAAGAGAUUAACGAGUCAAUGAAUCAGAUUGCCGUAUACUCUUAAACGUUGGGUCGAAUCUGAAAGUACACGAGUAUUGAAAGUCGUUAUCAGUUAUCGCUUAUCAGUUGGACACAGUAAUCGCUUAUCUAGCGAUUUAUUCGACCGAACACGAUUAUUAUUACGAAUUAUCACACUGAUGUAUAUUUGCGAUCCGAAAGUCGAAAGUAAAAAAUCGGCAGAACGCAUUUAUUUAGAAAUAUAUAUUUAACUGUCCUCGCGGAGGACAAUGAGGUUCGUAUGAAUCAGUCUCUUAUUUAUAUAAUGUUUAUAUAUGAUAUAUUAAUUAUGUUUAACAUAUGCGCAAAUAUAUGUAAUAUAUUUGUAUUUCAAAAUUAUUAUAUAUGCUCGGAAAAAAAUAUUUGUUGUUAGAAUUAGAAACCGUUAGAAUUAGAAACCGUCGUUAAUUUAGCAAAUCUAUAACCAUAAUAUAAGAACAGCCAGUUCUUUUAUGUCACAGUAAUCAAGUUUCAAAGUUACGUAAAGAUUAGCGAUUGUACCUAACGAAUUUUGAAGUUAUAGUAUGACAGAGAUUUGUUCGUAUAAAGAUAACUCUCUAUAAAAAUCAAAGGAAAAUAUAUAUAAUU